UGAGGAGGUCAGACUUGCGGGCUGUAUACUCCCAUGAAAUUUCGGUGCAAAUAAAUCCCUAUUCCACGGCAUUUUGAAGUUUCUUAAGAACGUAGUUUAAAAAUUAAUUCAGCAUGGCGAGUGUAUCUUAUCACAUAUCAAACUUGCUUGAAAAGAUGACAUCAAGUGAUAAGGAUUUUCGUUUCAUGGCAACAAAUGACCUAAUGACAGAACUACAGAAGGAUUCCAUCAAAUUGGAUGAUGACAGUGAGAAAAAAGUGGUUAAAAUGUUGCUGAAACUACUUGAAGACAAGAAUGGUGAAGUUCAAAAUCUAGCUGUCAAAUGUCUUGGGCCAUUGGUUUCUAAGGUUAAGGAAUUUCAAGUAGAGACGAUUGUUGAUACACUUUGCAGUAACAUGCUGUCUGACAAAGAACAACUACGAGACAUAUCAAGUAUCGGUCUAAAGACUGUGAUUAACGAAUUGCCGCCAGCCUCGAGUCCACUAGCCGCCAACAUCUGCAAACGGAUCACCGGUAGGCUAACAAGUGCCAUUUCAAAGCAGGAAGAUGUAUCAGUUAAGCUGGAAGCCCUUGAUAUUCUUGGUGAUUUAUUGAGCCGAUUUGGUGGACUUCUUCUCAACUUCCAUGCCUCCAUUCUCGAUGCCUUACUUCCACAACUGACCAGUGCUAGAAUGGCUGUUCGCAAAAGAGCUAUCCUUGCUCUAGGUCAACUGGUGAUGAGCUGCAGUGCUAAUCUCUUCCAGAAACUUAUGGAUCAUUUACUCGAACAACUAAAUAAUAACACUAAUGUUUCCUACACAAGAACAUUCAUACAAUGCAUUGGAGCAAUAUGUCGUCAUGCUGGUCAUCGCAUUGGUGAACAUUUGGAGCGUAUCCUGCCUUUCACUAUUAGCUUUUCUAAAGUUGAAGGUGAUGAUGAGUUGAGAGAAUACUGUAUACAGGCUUUUGAAUCAUUUGUUAGACGUUGCCCGAAGGAAGUCUCACCGCACAUGAAUACAAUUAUUCAGCUGUGUUUAGAGUAUCUGUGCUAUGAUCCAAAUUAUAAUUAUGAUGACGCAGAUGAUGAUGAGUAUGAUGAAAAUGCAAUGGAUGCAGAUAAUGCAGAUGAGGAUGAUGAAGGUGAAAGUGACGAUGAGUACAGUGAUGACGAUGAUAUGAGUUGGAAGGUGCGCCGUGCAUCAGCAAAAUGCUUGCAAGCCAUCAUGGGGACACGUCAUGAGAUGUUAUCAGAAUUCUACCGAACAGUUUCUCCAGCUCUCAUUGCUCGAUUUAAAGAGCGAGAAGAGAACGUAAAAUCUGAUAUUUUCCAAGCAUUUAUUACUCUGUUGAAACAAACAAGACCAACACACACAGAAUUUGUUGACCCUGAUGCCAUGGAUCAGGAAGAAGGACCAGUGUCUAUGCUGAGGCAGCAGAUCCCUGACAUUGUGAAGGCAGUUCAUCGCCAGAUGAAGGAGAAGAGCAUCAAGACUCGUCAGGGAUGCUUUGCUUUACUGACGGAAUUGAUCCAUGUGAUUCCAGGAUCUCUCAACAACCAUAUUGCUGCACUCGUACCAGGAGUACAGUUUUCACUUGGGGAGAAGAAUAGCAGUUCAAAUAUGAAGAUUGACACACUAGCAUUUCUGAAUUGCCUAAUGUGUAACCACACUCCUCAUGUAUUCCAUAACCACAUUAAUGUACUUAUUACGCCUGUUGUAAGCGCUGUAGGAGAUCCAUUCUACAAAAUCACAUCUGAGGCACUGAUGGUUACACAGACCAUGAUACAAGUUAUUAGACCAUUGGAUUGUGAAGUGGAAUUUGAUUUCACUCCAUAUGUGAUGGACCUUUACAGUUGCACAUUGACCCGUCUGAGAGCAGCUGACAUUGACCAAGAGGUCAAGGAGCGUGCUAUCUCAUGCAUGAGCCAAAUCAUUGCCAAUUUAGGUGAUCAUUUAACAUCUGAACUGAAUGUUUGUUUGCCAAUAUUCUUGGAACGCCUUAAGAAUGAAAUCACAAGACUUACAACAGUGAAGGCGCUCUCAUUGAUUGCUUCUUCACCCCUCAAGCUGGACAUCUCCUCUAUCUUGAACAAUGGAAUGCCGAUACUUGCUUCAUUCUUGCGAAAAAACCACCGUGCUCUAAAACUCUCAACACUAGCUUGUCUCAACAUUCUCAUCAGAAACUAUGGGGAGCAUGUGACAGAGGUUAUGAUUAAUGGUGUCUUGAUGGAGAUGCCACCAUUGAUCAGUGAGACAGAUCUGCACAUCUCACAGCUUUCUUUAACAUUGCUGACGUCACUGGCGCAGAUCCUUCCACGUUCCAUGCUCAAAAUCAAGGCAGAGAUACUCCCCCAGGUGCUUAGUCUCAUUCGAUCACCCUUACUACAAGGUGGUGCUUUAGAUGCUAUGUUGGAAUUUUUCAAGACCCUGGUAUGCACAUCAACUGCAGGGAUGAUGUAUGCUGAUCUACUACGUUACCUAACAGAACCAGUGUACAACCCCACAGAAGCAACUCAACCACCCAGUGCUCCAUAUGCUGUUCAUAAGCAGGCUUUCCAUUCAGUCGCCAAAUGUGUUGCAGUGCUGACCAUAACCUGUAAGCAAGAGAGCUCCAGUGUCAUCACACAGUUCAUCAAUGAUAUAAAGAAUCCCAAAUCAACAGACUCAGUCAAGCUAUUUGCUUUGUUAUCUGUAGGUGAAAUUGGCAGACAUGUGGACCUGAGUGGUCAAGUUGGACUGCAAACAGUUUUGAUUAACUGCUUCUCUCUACCCAGUGAAGAGGUCAAAUCAGCUGCCUCAUUUGCAUUAGGUAAUGUAAGUGUGGGUAAUCUUCCUUUAUACUUACCUUUUGUUCUGCAAGAGAUUGAAAGUCAGCCCAAAAGACAAUAUCUUCUCCUACACUCUCUCAAAGAGAUUAUUACAUGCCAAUCUUUGACAACGAGUUCUGUGGCAGGUUUGCAGCAAUAUGUUGGUAAUAUAUGGGCUAUGUUGUUUAAACACUGUGAAUGCCCUGAAGAAGGGACUCGUAAUGUAGUAGCUGAGUGUCUUGGAAAGUUGACACUAAUUGAUCCUCUUAAUUUACUUCCUAAACUUAAGGAUUACCUAACAAGCCCAUCAGCAUUCACAAGGAGUACUGUGGUGACAGCGGUAAAAUACACCAUAUCAGAUCAACCACAAUCAAUAGAUCCUUUGCUGAAGUCAUGUAUCGGUGAUUUCCUAAAGACCAUGGAGGAUAGUGACUUGAAUGUUCGUAGAGUAUCAUUAGUAACCUUCAAUUCUGCUGCACACAAUAAACCGUCAUUGGUACGGGAUCUUCUGGAUGAGAUCCUUCCAAAUCUCUACAAGGAAACGAAAGUGAGGAAGGAACUAAUCAGAGAAGUAGAGAUGGGUCCAUUCAAACACACAGUGGAUGAUGGCUUGGACAUCAGAAAGGCAGCAUUUGAAUGUAUGUACACAUUACUGGAUUCAUGUCUGAAUAGAGUAGACAUUUUUGAGUUUUUGAAUCAUGUUGAGGAAGGGUUGAAGGAUCAUUAUGAUAUCAAGAUGUUAACGUAUCUCAUGCUGGUACGCCUCUCAAGUCUUUGUCCUCAUGCCAUGUUACAGAGGCUGGAUAGACUAAUAGAGCCUUUACGUACAACAUGUACAACCAAAGUGAAGGCGAACUCAGUUAAACAAGAGUUUGAGAAACAAGAUGAACUGAAGAGAUCAGCGAUGCGAGCGGUAGCGGCAUUGUUGGCAAUGCCUGAUAGUGAUAAAAACCCGAUGUUAAAUGAAUUUGUGACUCAGAUUCGUGCCAGUCCAGAGAUGUCUACGAUAUUUGACGGUAUCCAGAAGGAUAACUCAGGGCCUGCUGGUGACACAUUUAUGGACACCAGUUAGGAGGAAAAGAUCAAUUCCCUGUACUUUAUUAUUAAAAUCAAGUAACUUUAGUUUUUUUAAAUAAUUUUGGCUGUACAAUGAAAUGUUAUGCACAAUGCUAUAGCUACAGUGUUAUGAAUGUUUUUAUUUGCAACAAAGUUGCUACAUACCAUUUGAAUACAUUAAAUAUUGUUCCCGGAGAUUUGCUUACAAAACAAUACAUAUACAUAUGUAUGUUACUCUGUAUGUUAAAUAUCUGGAUAAUCAAUGUGGCACUGUGGAAAAUGUUAGUCAAGUUCAAAGUGAUUAAAUUUGGAUGAAAUAUGAAUGCUAUCCAGAGAUAAUGAAGAGGUUACUAAUUGCAAAAUCAAAUUACUUUUCUCUUAUACAUCCACUAUUGACAUCAUAGCCAAAAAAAAACCUCAUUAACUUACUAACAAAUGUUAAUCAGACCCCUUAUCUUGCUGUGCAUUUGUAUUAAUAGUAGAGCAGGUAUAUUACGUGUUUUGGCUCUCUGAAUUAUGGUAUAAUGAUUACUACAUUAUAUAGUAUACCUUAUGGUUUCAAAAGGCUGAGCUUUUGUAUGUUUUGCACAGAAUUAACAUUAAAAACUUUCUAAAAUGCUUGCAAUCAUCAUCAAGUUGUUGUUUUCCCAGUUUGUAACAAUUUUUAAAAAAUCAACUUUGAAUUUAGAUAAUGAUUUUGAGAGACAAAUACAUAAUUUUACCAACCAA
Molecule: messenger RNA, 4570 nt
Organism: Anneissia japonica
Lineage: Eukaryota; Metazoa; Echinodermata; Crinoidea; Comatulida; Comatulidae
Product: cullin-associated NEDD8-dissociated protein 1-like
Exons: 32
Coding region: 114-3857 (1247 amino acids)
Biological process (GO): SCF complex assembly; protein ubiquitination
Cellular component (GO): nucleus
Source: RefSeq, a predicted model, not a curated record